AAACAUGGAGGACCAAAAGUGGACUUUCCCCUUUUUUUUUAAAACAAAAAAUACAACCUACUGAUUUUUUAAAUUGAUAGUAAAAGGGUAGAGGGCCAAAAGUGUCACUCACUUAUCAUUACUAUUUCUCCAAUCCCCAAUUAUUUUUCCUCCGUUAAGGAUCGCCCAAAAAAGGGUGAGAUCGAUGGAGGGCGACGUGGAGAUGGCGGCAGCGGAGGUGGGAGCCUACGGCGGAGCUGCCGUUGAGCUGGAUGACAUGAAGAAGAGGCUUAAGGAGAUGGAGGACGAAGCCGCCGCCCUCCGAGAAAUGCAGGCGAAAGUUGAGCAGGAGAUGGGCUCUGUUCAAGGAGAUCCUGCUUCUGCAUCUAAUCCAGCAAAUAGGGAAGAAGUGGAUUCCCGAUCAGUUUUUGUCGGCAAUGUGGAUUAUGCAUGUACACCAGAGGAAGUCCAGCAACAUUUCCAGUCAUGUGGGACCGUGAACAGAGUAACUAUAAGGACCGACAAGUUUGGACAGCCUAAGGGAUAUGCAUACGUUGAGUUUCUAGAAACAGAAGCUGUUGAGCAGGCUCUUCUUCUGAAUGAAUCUGAACUUCACGGUCGGCAAUUGAAGGUAUCAGCCAAGAGGACCAAUAUUCCUGGCAUGAAGCAAUUUCGUCCUAGGCGUUCUAAUCCUUACUUGGGCAGUAGGCCCCGGCCCCCAUACAUGGCUGCUCCAUUCCUUAUUUCCCCUUAUGGUUAUGGGAAGGUCCCAAGGUUCAGGAUGCCAAUGAGAUACAGCCCUUACUUCUGAUCCUUGAUUCUUUUAGCUCUGGACUCUUCGUACUUUUGAUAUCUUUGAAUGCUUUUCCUUCCGCUCUCUGCAUGAUUUAUGUUUAAUGGAAUGAAACUGUUCUGUAAGUCAUUGCUUUGUGUUUUAAGUUAUUAUUACAGUUAUAUCGUUUUUUCAGUGUGAUAUUUCUGUUUGAACCACUCACUUUUAAGCAGUAUGCACAAGUUUCUCCUAUUUGUUGCAUGUAUAUUGCGUAUUAUGUGAACCAUCAACUAUGUUCUCAGUAGGUGAAGAAAAAAACUAUGUUCUCAGUAUUUAAAAAGUAUUCCCUAAUUUAAAUUUCUCAUUCUUUAUCCAUUUGUAAUUUCCUUAAAUUUUAAUGAU
Molecule: messenger RNA, 1153 nt
Organism: Striga asiatica
Lineage: Eukaryota; Viridiplantae; Streptophyta; Magnoliopsida; Lamiales; Orobanchaceae
Source: the annotation of a GenBank genome assembly